This is a messenger RNA of Arabidopsis lyrata subsp. lyrata, 2787 nucleotides long. RefSeq names its product DNA polymerase kappa. The record is from RefSeq and is a predicted model, not a curated record. Gene Ontology annotation, biological process: error-prone translesion synthesis. Gene Ontology annotation, cellular component: nucleus. Gene Ontology annotation, molecular function: damaged DNA binding; DNA-directed DNA polymerase activity. Lineage: Eukaryota; Viridiplantae; Streptophyta; Magnoliopsida; Brassicales; Brassicaceae.
UCAGUUCAGGUGUGAAUUAAUCGGGCGGGCUUUUUCCGAUACGCCUUGCUAAUAAAAAAAUCGGCGACCAAACUGUUUCUCUUCUCCAGCAAGCUUCGUAGAGAAGGAAGAAGACUGGAGAAGAUGGAUAAUGGCGAAUCAUCAUCCACCAACAAUUCGUCGCGUCCAUGGGAAUCCUACAACACCUUCUUCACGAACGCCAAAGCCGGAAUGGAGGGAGUUGACAAAGAGAAAGUCCAGAGGAUUGUCUAUGAAAUGAGUAAAGGAUCCAAGUUUUUUCAAAAUGAGGAACGUAAAGAAGCUCUUAUGAAACAAAAGAUUGAGCAUAUGCGUGAUAGAUGCGCAAAGCUCUCUUCCUCUGAUUUAUCUAAUUAUCACAAGGUGGUUGAUAAAAGGAUCUUAGAGUUAGAAGCUACACGUGACCUAUCCAGAAUUUGGCUGCAUGUUGAUAUGGAUGCUUUUUAUGCUGCUGUUGAAACUUUGAGCGAUCCUUCUCUCAAGGGCAAGCCGAUGGCUGUUGGAGGAUUGUCCAUGAUCUCCACUGCUAAUUAUGAGGCAAGGAAGUUUGGGGUCCGUGCUGCAAUGCCUGGCUUCAUUGCUCGUAAACUAUGUCCAGAUUUGAUAUUUGUUCCUGUAGAUUUCACUAAGUAUACUCACUACAGUGACUUAACAAGAAAGGUUUUUAGGAACUAUGAUCCUCACUUCAUUGCUGGGAGCUUGGAUGAAGCCUACCUUGACAUAACUGAGGUUUGUCGAGAAAGAGGUCUUUCAGGUGGAGAAAUUGCAGAGGAGCUUAGAUCUUCUGUUUAUUCCGAGACUGGACUGACAUGCAGUGCUGGGGUAGCUGCAAACCGCUUGCUAGCCAAGGUUUGCUCAGACAUUAACAAGCCUAAUGGACAGUUUGUUCUACAAAAUGACCGAUCAACUGUCAUGACAUUUGUAUCUUCCCUCCCUGUAAGAAAGAUCGGUGGAAUUGGUAAGGUUACUGAACAUAUUCUAAAAGAUGCUUUGGGAAUUAAAACAUGCGAGGAGAUGGUGCAGAAGGGACCUCUUCUCUACGCUCUCUUCUCUCAGUCGUCAGCAGACUUUUUUUUGUCGGUUGGACUGGGGCUUGGAGGAACAGACACCCCUCAGGUUAGGUCUCGUAAAAGUAUUAGCAGUGAGAGGACAUUUGCUGCGACAGGAGAUGAAAGAUUGCUAUAUUCGAAGUUGGCUGAAAUUGCAGAAAUGCUAUCUCAUGACAUGAAAAAGGAGGGUCUAACAGCAAGGACGUUGACACUUAAACUGAAAACUGCCUCCUUUGAGAUCAGGAGCAGAGCUGUUAGCCUGCAGAGGUACACGUGUUCAAGCGAUGAUAUACUAAAGCAUGCUACAAAGCUGUUGAAGGCGGAACUUCCUGUUUCCGUAAGGUUGAUAGGUUUGCGCAUGUCGCAGUUCGUUGGAGAAAUCCGCAAUUCUGAUCCUUCACAGGGAACUAUUACUAAGUUCAUCGUUCAAAAGGAUUCUUCAAGACAAGAUCUGGAUGAUAAUGACUCAUUUGACUUAGAUGCUAGUAAAAAUUGCUUAAGUAAUGACCUGAGUUUAUCCUUUGGUUCCCAUGAGACAAGCUAUGCCCAUCUGAAGGAUGUUGUUGAAUAUGAAGAACGAUCACAAAUAGAUUCUGAAAAGGUAAUUCCAAAUCAAGAAUGUGAAAAAGAAGAAAGGCCGCAAGUACUGGAAGGAGAUGCUCUGCUCAAAAAACACAAGGAGUGCAAACUAGAUACGAAUCACUCGAUGAAUGAUAGUUCUAAUGCACAAAACACCGAAGCAGUUUCAGUAUUUCCGCAAAGGCCAUUAUAUUGGGUUGAUGGCUACAAAUGCGUCUUGUGUGGGAUAGAGUUACCACCAUCUUUUGUUGAGGAACGACAAGAACACCCUGAUUUUCAUCUUGCUCAGAGACUUCAAAACGAAGAAUCUGGAUCUAGUUCUUCCACAACACCUUCAAAACGAAGGAUUCUCGGAAAGGAAAAGGUAAAUUCCAAGCGAAAGAAGCAGAAACCAGAUCAAAAGGACAGUAGCAAACACAUCCCAAUACACACAUUCUUCACAAAGAGCAAUCAAAACUCGAACGAAACCCAGAGGAAAUGAAGAUGGCUCUGAUUUCACCUAAACUCAAUCUCUCACAGUCCAAUUCCCUGGGUGAAAUUACCGUCGAUGUCAGACAUCCUGACGUCAUCAAAAGCUCGAAAGCUAGACUUAAAGAUCCAGACUUUAGGACCGUUUUUCAGAGUGACGGGGAAGAACGCAGAUACAGGCGGUGAGGUAGGACGAGCAGAGGGAGUGGUGCGGCCAUGGUUCGGACGCGGCUUGGUUCUGCAUUUGGAUACGAUAAGACUGACGAAAGAGACGGUGGCAAUGGAUAAGUCUGUUCUUGGAGUUGGUUUAUACGUCGGAGCUGUAGCUAUUCGUCAUGGCUACGACUGUGGUUGCCGCACAGCUCAACUUCUCGCUAUCUACGACUCCGAUCUCUACCAUUCCAAGCUGGUUAGGUUUUACAGAAGAAUUGGGUUCGAAGAGGUGAAAGAAGUGAGUGGGUCGUCGAUUGGAGACAUGGCUGACAUGUUAGUGUGGGGUGGAGUUGGUACUCGCAUGGAUGCUAAUAUCCAUCAUCUCCUUCUUAAAUGGUACAAAGUUUUCCUCAAAUCACAUUCUUAAUUGCAGAUGUAUAUUAUGUUUAUCUACACCAUACGAAUCACACCAUAUGAUUUCUGACAAGAAUUAUAUAUUUAUAUACUUAUCUUCUGUCUU